UGACGUCCAUUUCGUUUGGGCGGAGCUAGUUAGAGAGACUACUGACACGUAAGGAUCUUGCAUUAAUUUUAAGGAAGAAGCAACAUCGUUUAGGUUUAUUUACGUAUCUGGCUUGAUGUAUUGGCCGUAAGACAUCCAUACAUUUGGUCAGUUGUAGGCGACUCAGGACUGACAACAGCCGACCCGUAAAAUGAGAUUUUCAAUGUUUAUAUCUCUGUUGCGGCCCAUCGGCCCAGUCAUCGUCGGUAUCUCUUUGGGAUUUACCUUGAGUUUACUUAGUGUGAAUUGGGUAGAAGAAUCUUGCGUUCUCGAUGCUAAAUCAAGUGGUGAACUCCAUUUAGUCCAAGAUGUUAAUCUUAAAGGUGCCAGAAAACCGAACUCGAUCUCCACGGCCAACGAUUGGGAACACAGGGAAGACUUCGAGCCAAGAAUUGUUCCAUAUAAACCAGUUCAACAAAGCCAACCAAAGAAACUUUUUAGGGCCAAGUACAUUAGCACAGAGCUGGGGAUCCGUGAGCGUCUGUUCGUCGGGGUCUUGACGUCCAAGAACACCAUCAACACCCUGGGUGUGGCUGUAAACCGCACCAUCAGCCACCACCUGGACACAGUGGUCUUCUUUACGGGCACACGCAACCGCAAAGUUCCCCAUGGAAUGUUCGUUGUCACCCACGGUGACGAGAGGCUUAUAUGGAACAUGUUCCAGACCAUCAAGUACAUCCUAGAGCACUACAUCAACGAGUACGACUGGUUCUAUCUCGUCCAGGACGACACCUACACUGAGGCAGACCGGGUCAAAGCCCUGGUGGGGCACCUGAGCAUGGACCAGGAGCUGUACAUGGGGAGCCCAGAGGAGUUCAUCGGCGGGGAGAUGGAGGGGAGGUACUGCUAUGGGGGGUUUGGAUACCUCCUCUCCCGAACCCUGUUGCUCCGGCUCAAGCCCUUCCUGGAGAACUGUCGUAACGACAUCCAGAGCUCCAGGCCUGAUGAGUGGCUAGGGAGAUGCCUCAUUGACUACGCCAACACCAACUGUGUUGAUGAACACGAGGGUCUGCAGUAUGACCAUUACGAACUGGGCAAGAAUGCUGAUCCAAGUACAGAGGAGAACGUGCAGUUCAAAAAUGCCUUAACCGUUCACCCAGUGUCUGACCCAGAGCAGAUGUACCGGCUGCACAGACACUUCACUGAGAUAGAACUUCGGAGGACGUACGACGAGAUCACCAAGCUGCAGGCCGAGAUCAAGAAUGUGAGUAAGGUUGCAUUCGAUGGAAACCGGAGUUCCCAGUGGCCAGUGGGGAUCAGCCCUCCCUUUGAGCCCAAGUCUCGGUUUGAGGUUCUCAGGUGGGACUACUUUACAGAGGAGCAGAUCUACUCCUGCAUCGACGGUUCCCCCAAGUGCGAGCUGCGUGGGGUUGACCGCCUAGAUGUGGCGGAUGUCAUUGAUGUGGCAAUGGGGGAGCUGAACAAGAAGUACAAGCCGGUCCUCCAUCUGAAGAAGCAGCAUCUCGUCAAUGGCUACAGGCGCUUCGAUCCGACCCGAGGAAUGGAGUACACUCUGGACCUGCAGCUGGAGGUGGUCAACCAGAAAGGCCGUAGCAGAUCCAUCACCAAAAGGGUCCAUCUGGUGCGUCCCCUGAGCCGUAUUGAAAUCAUCCCCAUGCCCUAUGUCACGGAGGCUACUAGGAUCCACAUCAUCUUACCUUUGAACCUUCAGGGCCGAAACUACGUCAACCAUUUCCUGGAAGUGUUUGCCUCGAAUGCCUUCGAGACCAGCGAAAACACCAUCCUAACGUUCUUGUUUAUCUAUGACCCACUAGAGGCCCAGCAGGUCAACCAGAACGACAUAUUUGCAGGCGUGAAGGCCCAGAUCAAUGCCUAUGAACACAAGUACCCCACAGUGAAGAUCCCAUGGAUCAGUGUGAAGACAGAAACCCCUUCCCAGAUCAAGUUCAUGGACAUAAUCUCCAAGAAGCACCCGGUGGACACUCUGUUCUUCAUCGCGAACGUCAACACCAAUGUCAAUGCUGAGUUCCUCAACCGUUGCCGAAUGAACUCCAUCAACAACUGGCAGGUGUUCUUCCCCAUUCACUUCCAGGACUACAACCCGGACCUGGCCUACCACAACACGCAGCCCCCAGCCACCAUUGACGUGGUGAAGGACGCAGGCCUCUUCGACCGCAGCUCCUUCGAGGAAGCCUGCUUCUACAACUCUGACUACAUGACAACACGGACACACAUGGCCGCCGAUGUGCAGGAGAAUGAGGAGAUCCUGGAAACCCUGGAUAUCUAUGACAUGUUCGUCAAGUACUCAGUCCUGCACGUGUUCAGGGCGGUGGAACCCGCCUUGCACCAGCAGUACCGAUACCAGGCCUGCAACCCGAGGCUCAGUGAAGACAUCUACCACAGGUGUGUCCAGAGCAACCUGGUCAGCAUGGGGUCACGGUCACAGCUUGCCAUGCUGUUGUUUGAACAAGAGCAAGGGAAUAGCACUUGAGCCUAUUCCUGAAACUCUUGAUAAACUCCCAAGUGUACAUGUGUGAGUUUAUAUGUGCAAAUUAAAGUGUGUAUAAAAUCAGAUGCAAUACAUUCCUAAAGAAACCUUUUUUGCUAAAUGUUUACAGUGCAAAUGUGCUGUCCAUAUCAGAGAGAUGUUGGAACCAAAUGUGUGCAUGAUUCCACAUUAUCGAGCGAGGAGCCUAAGCUUUGUUAUGACAGGUCACCUUUGACAUGGUUGUUUUACACUACAAAGAUUCCUUAGGCAAUGUGAUUCUUAAGGGUAUGGCUUUAAGAUGUACAGCUUUUGAUACUUGCCUGUUUGUAAGUUAAGUAAGCCAGUUAAGUAAUCUCUUACCAAAGCACAUUUCUGUAGAUAUGCCUUCAAUAUGAUCACUCUGUCACGCCUUCAUAUUUAUAGUUAUAUUGUCAUAAUUAAACAUUUCAUAAUUGAUACAUAUGUCAAUAGUUGCACAGAAUAUUAAAAGUUAAAACAAUUGUUAUCAUAUUUUUCCUUACAUUUCCCACACUAUAUGCAGUUUUACUUUUCAAUCAGACAUAUUAUUUAACAUCAAACCCUUUUUUAUUAUGCAGUGAGAGAUUAAUCAUUUUGAAAUGGUACUAUGUUGGUAGCAUGUUGUAAUUUUAGCACUGACAUGUUGAAGGGAUUAUUAUAUUAUACGAAAAGUUGUUACCAUAGCAAGGUCCACAUAUGACCUUCAGAAUUUAGAAUAGACUGUCUGGACAAGUCUUGUAUAUCGCUGAAGGUCAAGUUUGUGGUGCUAACCGAGCACAUAGAUGUGGUCAUAGAUAUUCUACCAGUAUAGUCCUAGUGAUUACGCAAAAGAAAGGACUUGUUGACAAUAAACCAUAAUAAAUAUUUAUUUAAAUAAAUAUUUGAACAUGGUUGAAAUUUUGUAUGUAGGCUAGUUUAAUAAUGUAUACAUUACAUGAAUGUUAUCUGUCCAGAACAACCAAAGGAAUAGGAUAUUCCUCAUGUCCUAUGUCAUAAAUGUCUUUGCCAUGACCACUUUCUUCCAAACUUUUCAUCCAAUUUACAUUUGAACCCAUAAAAUGUUAAAAUUGUUACAUAGAAUGGGUUGUGGGCACGUGUGUAAAUGUAUUCCAUGCAACCAACAGCUCUGCAUUAUUUCAGUGUUGUCCAGACAGAUGCCUUCAGGGGAGUGGAUGUAGCUGGUACUAGAUGUUUUAAGCAAGUAUGUGCAAUAUUGUAUAGAUGAUGAUGAUGGUGAAAUCGGAUAAAUGUCCAAUUGAGGACAGGGCUAAUUUCAAAAUGUAUAGCAAGUAUAGUAACAUGAUAAAUAUUUAUCAAAUGAUUACAAUAGCAAUGUACUCUGUCACUCAAUGCUGACUGUGACAUGGCCUACAUUAAAACUAAACUCGCAAUGACCGUUUUGUUUUGUGUUAAUUGAUACACUUGAAUACACUGUAAAUGUAUUUGAUUCAAACAAUAUUGUAUUUUGUUGAGAAAAACACUAAAUACUUUUAAUCUUUCAUGAAAUGAAUGCAAAUAUAUAAAUUACUCUUAUCAGCCUAUAUUGUAUAAGUGUAAUUGCAUACAGAUUUCUGUAUGUUUAUGUUCAUAAUUUCACUAAAACCGAAUGAGAUUACAUUAUGCAAAUUGAGAGCAGAAACUCAAAUAGAUUGCCGCAGUAUUCCCAGUGUGUAUGUAGGAUAUAUAUGAAUAUAUAUGUUCUAAGUGUACUACGCUCUGGAUUUAACUUUUUGUUUGUUAAGUUUGACUGGUAGUAUUUUACUACCAGUAGAAUUCCAAUAUGGGAUUCAUUUAUGAAUCAUCCAUUUGAAAUGUGCAGCGUAUCACAAUGCAUUUCCAAUUAUAGUGUUAAUGAUGGCCAUUACUCGUCGACCUUGACAGUUUGUAAAUUAAAUGUGUAUCUUUCUUUUUUAAAGCAGCCAAACUAAGACUGUACAGGCUGAAUAGGUCCUGUUUCUUGUAUCAACGAGAAACAUUUACUGGUUCCUUUUGUGCUUCAAAAGUUAGAGUUACGAGGCAUAAAGAGUAACGUAUAAAUCUUGAACAUGCAUAUAACAUUAAAUUAUAAAUGAAAAAUUAACUGUGACUUAUUGUAAAUAUAAAAUAAACCAAAUUUAAUUAUGAA
Messenger RNA from Osmerus eperlanus (European smelt), 4631 nucleotides. RefSeq names its product chondroitin polymerizing factor a (gene chpfa). NCBI's taxonomy places the organism in Eukaryota, Metazoa, Chordata, Actinopteri, Osmeriformes, Osmeridae. Gene Ontology annotation, molecular function: glucuronosyl-N-acetylgalactosaminyl-proteoglycan 4-beta-N-acetylgalactosaminyltransferase activity. The record is from RefSeq and is a predicted model, not a curated record. The coding region runs from base 191 to 2491 and encodes 766 amino acids. Gene Ontology annotation, cellular component: Golgi cisterna membrane. The transcript is spliced from 4 exons.